UCAGCAGUUCUUUCGUUUGGCAAGGAACUUUUAAUUCACGAUGUGGAAGCUAAUAUCGUUAUCUUGGCUGUUGGUGCUGCCGAUUGUGAGACCAGAUCUCACAAUCCCUGUCACCGUUCCUGGAAUAUCUAGUGGAAGUUUGGACAUUAACGGCAACGUCGUACUGAAUGUGAACCGCAUCCAAGAUAUCUUGAAUCAGUUUCAAUCGAUCGUCCAAAGUUUGUACAACAUUCAGUCUCCAGAGCUCGGUAGUGCUGCAGAAAAUUUUCGUUACGUGAUGGAUAGCUUGGUCGAAGCUGGAGCUCCUAUCUUUCAGUCGUUAUCAAACGUCGCUAAGAUAUCAUCCGGAAACAUAACGCGAGAUUUUGGAGGAAUUCGGGAAAGCAUCAACUAUGCCGUUGGGUUGAAUCAAGAUCACAUGAGCUUAGUCAACAAGACGACACAAAUUGUGGGAGUCAACACUUCCCUCUACUUUAAUGGAGUAUUAAAUAGCUUGGCUUCCAAUCUAGGAAAUAUGUCGGAAAUAUUAAACAAAAUUGAAAGUGCAGUUAAUGGAAUCAAAAGAGAGAAUCGGCCUUCUCAAGCAGCAAUCAGAGCACUUUUACCGAAUGACAACAUCAAAGCAUUGAACGCAGUUCUUCGGCAAUAUAUUUUGACUGGGGAUGCUGCAAUCCCACAAAUACGAUCUAUCGUGAGCAGAGUUCAGUCGGUAGACAAUUUCCGAAACCGAAUUUCUGUUUCAAUCAAUCAACAACGCCAAUAUCUGAACAACACUUUGGCUCGUAUAGUUCCUUAUUUGCAGUCGAAUGUGAUCAGCCGUUUCCGUAAUAGUCUAGCGAGUCUACAGUCGCAGGUGAUUAGUAGAAGCUCUAGAGCGGCAACGGCUCUUUCCAACUUGAUCGUAUUGCUACCGGAUGUUUUGAAGGCAACCGUCAACCAAACUGUACCUGUGAUUCAGGCGCUGGCUCGAAACGUAUCCAACGAUGCAAACAUUCUGCUGCAGCAAAUAUCGCGGCUGUCAGUGAAUGAAGCUUUGCCUUAUGUCGUGUUGAAUGAGACUGAAUAUUUCUUGAACGAGGCGAGUCGAAAUUUGACUGUAUCGAUGACGCAACGAGCUCGUUUUGCGGAUGCAUGCUUCGCCCGGUUUAAUAGUUACUUUGACCAAAUACCCCGAACUGUAUACAGUCAGUUGUCUACUUGUGUUUGGGACACUGCUUCGGAUCUUUCAAGUGUAGCAGUUAAUAUGAAUUAUUUGAUCCAAUCAGCCCUCAUUGAUUUGAACAACGAACUACAGGCAGUGGAACGCUGCGCCGGUAUGGUUUCACGGUACUCCUCGGAAAUGACAAAAUAUCAGGCCGCCACUUGUUUGAACGACGCACGAUCUUACCUGCAGAAGCGAGAAGUUUACGCUCAGCAGAUGGCUAAUUAUCAGGUGUUGCUUAAAAAUGAAAUUUCGUACAGUGCCCAGCGUUACAACUUCUGCAUGGUGACAACGUUCAGGCAGGCGAUGGGCCUGGGUGCCUAUCUGAAACGAUCGGUGGACAAGUGUUUGAAUGGUGGUCCGACAGUAACGCCAUUUUGGUCGAUAAGUGUCGGUUGGAGAGGUAAAAGUGGAAGAAGAAUCCGUGGAAAAGUAAGUUGGGGAUGAUGAGGCGGAAUAGGAUUCAUCACAAGAGUAUAACUGACCACACGAAUAGCAAAAGCAUUCAAAAUUGUAAACUAAAAUUUCAUUACUAUAUGUAAUAUAAUUCCUGGAGUAAUAAAUGUAAUCAGACAGCAUCACA
Messenger RNA from Sabethes cyaneus, 1784 nucleotides. RefSeq lists its product as uncharacterized. Lineage: Eukaryota; Metazoa; Arthropoda; Insecta; Diptera; Culicidae. Bases 41 to 1648 code for a protein of 535 amino acids. The transcript has a single exon. The record is from RefSeq and is a predicted model, not a curated record.